This is a messenger RNA of Danio aesculapii, 1974 nucleotides long. RefSeq names its product serine/threonine kinase 32A (gene stk32a). NCBI's taxonomy places the organism in Eukaryota, Metazoa, Chordata, Actinopteri, Cypriniformes, Danionidae. Gene Ontology annotation, molecular function: G protein-coupled receptor kinase activity; ATP binding; G protein-coupled receptor binding. The transcript is spliced from 13 exons. The record is from RefSeq and is a predicted model, not a curated record. Gene Ontology annotation, biological process: G protein-coupled receptor signaling pathway; regulation of signal transduction; protein phosphorylation. Bases 192 to 1403 code for a protein of 403 amino acids.
AGCAUUGCGGUGAGUGGAGAAGUUGUCCGGGAUAGUCGCUGUCCGGAGCUCACCUUUAUUUAUACACCGCAGUGACCGCUGUCAUCCCUCCAAAUUCAGCCUUUCAUGCAAAGCGGUCAAGGGGAAUAUCUUACACACAAACACAGGGGAUGUGUCCAGUUUAAAGUGGAGAUCUCAGCUCUUAAGGAGAGAUGGGACUUGGACAGUCCAGGAGGACGUCGGUCAGCGCUGAAGACCCAGCCGAGGUCAAUUUUGACCACUUUCAGAUUUUGAGAGCCAUUGGCAAAGGCAGUUUUGGAAAAGUAUGCAUUGUUCAGAAAAAGGACACCAAGAAAAUGUACGCCAUGAAGUAUAUGAACAAACUUAAAUGCGUGGAGCGCAAUGAGGUGCGCAAUGUCUUCAAAGAGCUCCAGAUCAUGCAGAACCUAGAACACCCUUUCCUGGUCAACUUCUGGUACUCGUUUCAAGAUGAGGAGGACAUGUUCAUGGUGGUGGACCUGCUGCUAGGAGGAGAUCUGCGCUAUCAUCUACAGCAGAACGUACACUUUACAGAGAGCACCGUCAAACACUACCUGUGUGAAAUCGCUCUGGCUUUGCACUAUCUGCGCAACAAACGCAUCAUCCACAGAGACAUUAAGCCAGACAACAUUUUACUGGACGAGCACGGUCAUGCACACCUGACUGAUUUCAACAUAGCUGCUAUUGUGAAGGAAGACUUAAAAGCCACAUCUAUUGCAGGAACAAAGCCGUAUAUGGCCCCAGAACUCUUCCAGCUGGUGGAGGGCACACAUCCAGGUUACUCUUUCGCUGUGGACUGGUGGUCUUUAGGCAUCACUGCGUAUGAGCUUCUUCGUGGACAGAGGCCAUACAUCAUGCGCACCAACACACCAGCCAAUGAGAUCCUGCAGACGUUCCACAAAGCACAGCCCUGUUACCCUGCGGCCUGGUCUUCAGGGAUCAAAUCCCUCCUAAAUAUGCUGCUGUGUGUGGAUGCUCAGAAGAGGAUUUCCAGUCUCUCGGAGCUCCAAGAUCUGGAAUAUCUCUCGGAUGUCAACUGGGAUGCUGUGCUCAGCAAACAAAUCCCUCCUGGAUUCCUCCCUAAUAGGCGGCGUCUGAACUGUGACCCCACAUUUGAGCUGGAGGAGAUGAUCCUGGAGUCCAAACCACUGCACAAGAAGAAGAAGAGGCUGGCGAGGAAGACCAGGGAGAACGGCUCGGAUGGAUCUCCUCAGAACGGGCACAUCCAGCAGCGCUUAGAGACGGUCCAAAGAGAUUUCAUCGUCUUCAACAGAGAAAAGUUGAGGAAAACCAGAGCAGAUGCCGAGACCAACAACCUCAGCACAGAAGAGACAAGCAAAGCCAUUCAAGACGGACAGAACAACAAUGUACAGCUUAACAGUUAGCAUUUAGCCCGAUCAUCCUUUUCAAUCCACGCUUUCAGCAAAGCAAACGCCACCGCAGUUUCCAGCAGAAUGCAUGAGAACAUCCAUUCGGGACAGACUGGAGCAUCAUGGACUCUGAAUGGACGCUUCAACCUCGUGUGACCCUCAGCUCUGCAUUAAAACUGAUGGUGUGCGGCGGUUUGGUGAACACCGUACAUAUAGAAAUAACUGAAUGAUGAUGCUCUCUGGACCUGGCUGUGAAAUGUGUGCCUUACUAGCGAAUGGAUUUCCCUAAUGCGUCUGGAGGCACAUGGAGAUUUACUGCUGUCUGAUUCAGCGAGCGAUCAGACUCCGAGCCGUUCGCCGGGAUUUAUACAGCUUCUCUUGUUGCAGAGAACACAAACAUAUUUAGUUCAGCUCAUUACGCCUACCGUAUGAUUAAUACAGUGUGAAUCUUUACAGAGCUGCAAAAAAAUCCUGUCAUUCAUGCCAUCGAGGAGAUUAUUUGGCUUUUCUAAGUCUUUUGGUUCUUGGGAUCCAUUGCUGGAUCCCUGAAUAAGAUAUCGAUCACGCUGUACAGAUGAAGUAAUAA